Molecule: messenger RNA, 2061 nt
Organism: Rhopilema esculentum
Lineage: Eukaryota; Metazoa; Cnidaria; Scyphozoa; Rhizostomeae; Rhizostomatidae
Source: RefSeq, a predicted model, not a curated record
AUUUUGAAAAUUUGGUGCCCUGGCCCUACAACUUCUGUCGAAUAACCAACUGGAACAAGCCAGUCAUCGUUUUAUGCAUGAAAACUUAAACAUUUUGGUGGCUAUAAUUCGUUAUGCUACUUGCAAAAGGCCCAAGACACAACGGUGAUGCAUUGCCAGAAAAUGAUCCAUGGAACAAUUUUUUAAAAGCUAUACUCUAUUGUUAAAAAGAGAUGUUAAUUUCUCGUCAGAAACCUUCUUGAAAGGCGACAUCAUUGAUGGGAUUUUGCUACUAACAUUCAACGGGAAGCAUGCUUAUAGUCAUGGUGAAUUGUCACAUGUUAUUGAGGAUGAUUAUACACAGUUUGUGGGAAUAUUUGACCUUGGCGACGAGCAUAAAGAGACACACUUCUACCAGGAUGGGUUCAAUUUACGGAUGAAAAAUGAAAAAGAUGAGAAGGAACACAAGUUCAUUAUCCGUAGAAAAACAUUUCACAGUGUAUAUGCAACUUCAAAACGAAACGUGUUUGGCUUGGUGGUUGUAAAUCUUCCAUUUGGUGUGCUUGUUGCUUCUCACCAUCAUCCAAUCACUUCGGCGGUAGCUUGCGAGUUUGUUGAGAAUGCGGCCGAGCUUCUUCGAAUGUGAUUGGCAGUCAUCAAACUGGCAUUUGAAUUUUGCCAUUGUUUGCAACAGUUCAGAGAGAUUGCUACGUUUGCAAAUAUGCAUCUACAUUGAACGCCAAUGCGGCGUCUCAUUAUGGAAUAUGGGAUUUCCUUCACUCAAGCAUAGGGCAGGGCUCUUUUCAAAAAUGACAUAAUUAGCAUAAGGCAGUCAUUGUGCCUUUCAGACCAGUUGACCAUGAUCUGACAAAGCUUGACCUUGAUUCAAAGAGGUCACAAGGAAAGAUGUUGUUUGUAAAUUUGUUUUGGUGGUUGGGGUGAAUUUAUAGGAACAGAAAGCACCCCUUGAAGUUCGUGUUAAUUUUUAGAUUUGAUUUAUGUCUUAAUGUAUAGUAAAUCCGUAAUCACGCUAGGGUACUUGCAAAAAAGUUUGGUUCUCGGAAUUAGCAAAUUAUUUUUACUCGUUAAGUUUUUGUUGUAGAUUCGAAUAUCCCUUUCACCUGGUAGUUUCCUGAUUCACCUUGUAGUUUUUACUCUUUCUAUGUUUAUUUGCCAGGGGGUUGUCAUGGUCUAUUGCUCCCCGUGGUGUCAACGUGCCUGUAGUGUUUGUCAAGUAAUUAGUAGGUAGCGUAAAAGGUAACUUGUCUUGUAAAUUUUUAGUGGAGUAUGAAAAAAUAUCCCUUACACCUGUUUUCGUUAUUUUAAGGGAAAUUUGACUGCAUGUCAUUCCGAAAAGAGCACCUAAGUUUUGUUUAGCUUUUCGAGUAUUUUUAUCCUACCCCAAGGCCACUUUCACCCUGCCGCUUUCACAUCGCCGCUUCUACAUUCUUUCUAUAUGUAUACGAAUGCCAUUUGAUUUAGUCUGGUGGAGUCAAAUCUUGUAUUUGUGUACUUCCAAUACCGAAAUAUGACGUUAUUCUUUAUAACAAUGCAAUAAAUCCCUCUUAUGUUUUCCAAUGAUCUUUUAGUAUUUAGAUUAAAUGAAUCAAAUUUAUGUUUCAUAUGAAAUUAAUUAGUUUACCACAAGGUAUCGAGAGAGGAAAUAGCUCAUGUCUAGUAUCUAAUCGUUCUAUUUUAUUGGGAAACUUUUUCUUUUUGUGCAGGAAUUUCUCCUCGCCAUAGUUGCAGGGUGAAUUAGCAUUAUGCAAAGGCGUCUUUAAAUUUUCUUUAUCUACUAUUCUUCUAUCUACAUUAAAAUGAUAUUCUCUUUAAAACUUUAGCUUUGUUUUGGAGAUUGCUUUCAGGUCAUUUGACUUUUUUCGCACCUUGAUUCGCAGUAUUGCAAAAUUGCAAGAUUCGUAAUAUUUUCGUUUCCUUUUAUUUAUGCUGUUCACCUCAAAUAAAAUUCGUGUGCACCUUCGAGGCCGUUUUUUUCACUUUCUGGGUGAAUUUGUUUCAGAUCCUAUAGCUAUUCAUAAUUUACGAUCACUUUCUUUCAUAAUUUUUGUUCCGUACUGAAAA